CUUCACUAGAAAUGAGCUUUUGUGAACCUUGCUCUCUAGCCUAGAAGCAUUUGUCCUACCUUGUAUUUGUCAAAACUCCCGUAGUUCAGACCUAAAUAUCUGUACUUGAGAUCAGCCUCACAUGUGUCUGAGCAGCUUGUCAAGUCACCAUGUGGACACACAGCCUGAGGAAGGGCAUUGCCGGUGCCAUCUUCCCAUCUCCCCUAGCUGAUAGCACAGCCCUCCUGGUUCUGUUCUGAAUCCUUGGUUUAGGAAGGAAGGGCUUGGUCCACCAGUGCUCUCAGAGACUAUGGCAGAACAGUUCAGCUCUAAAGGAUAGGACUUAACAGGCCAUCUUGACUUACAUCUAAGCGUAGUCUAGAAAAACCUAUAAGGAUUCAGCUCUAAUCCAAUUCAAAACUGCUUUCUGUUUGUCAUUUUUUUUUAAUGUUGGUGCAUUAAAAGAUUGACAUUUGGCACACAUUUGAAGAUGAUCACUCUCUACCUCCAGUAAUUGCAGCUGCUGUUCCUUAGGAUUCACUACACUACCUGAAGCCAUGCUACAAGCUUGCUUGCUUUCUUUUUUUUUCUGGUUUUUCGAGACAGGGUUUCUCUGUGUAGUUUUGUGCCUUUCUUGGAACUUGCUUUGGAGACCAGGCUGGCCUCGAACUCACGGAGCUCCACCUGCCUCUGCCUCCCGAGUGCUAGGAUUAAAGGCGUGCGCCACUACUGCUCGGCCAUGUGCCACCACUGCCCGGCCGCUACAAGCUUUCUGUUCAUGGGCUUGUUUUGUUUCUCACACUGAUACUGUACGGUGAAUAUUAUUCACAUUUAACACAUGAAAUAAAAACUCAGCUAUCGGACAACUUGGUGCCAUUUGUACAGUGAAGAACUGGGCUGAGUCAGGAGUCCCCCAUGGCUCUCUAGCUUCACAGCCUACACUGGUCAGCUCUGCCCUGUAAAGACAAAAUGAGCUUGUCCUUGGAGGCCAUCUGCUGUGUGUCUUGUCUGAUACCAGCAGUCUGUAAUGGUUCUGAUUUUUCUUAGUUAUAUCAAGGUACCUGCUCCAGAUUCUUUGUCCUUUGGUGUUACCAAAAAGGUGAACGUUGGAAUUGGCAGUUAGAUGCUCUCUAUGCUAACUUCAGAUAUUUUCCAGAGCAUGCCUGGCAGGUUACCUGUCCAGCUUGUGUUUAAAUACCUCCAAAAGGAAGUUGGUUACUUUUUGCAACUGACUCCAUUUUGUUGUUAAUCAACUGAAGCUAAAAAGUAUGUUUGAGAGCUGGGUGGUGGUGGUGCACGCCUUUAAUCCCAGCACUCAGGAGGCAGAGCCAGGCAGAUCUCUGUAAGUUUGAGGCCAGCCUGGGCUACAGAGUGAGUUCCAGAAAAGGUUCAAAGCUACCCAGAGAAACCCUGUCUCAAAAAACCAAAAAAAAAAAAAAAAAAAAAGCAUGUUUGGGUACUAUAUAGGCUGAAGGCAGGGGGAUUGCUGUAAAUUUGAGACUAUAUAGUGAGUUAGAGACUAACCUGGGCUAUAAAGCAAGACCUCCAAAAUAAAGGGAGAGAGAUUAUCACCUUACACAAUAAAUCUCUAGAAAAGACUAGUCUAAGCAGCAACAUAGCGUGCAGGUGGGCAAGACACUUCGGAUCCUAAAGUGAGCAGCAAGGUAAUGGCAGCACCUCGGACAGGUGGAGCCGAUUAAACGAGGCACUGUAAACAUUAAGGACAGCUUUUGGUGCUUAGGAAGCACUCUCCCAAUGGUUCUUACAGGGUCCCAUGCAGAGGUGUACCUGCCAGUACACUUUUGCAUCUUUUUCACAUAGUGGAAAGACCGACUGCCGCUGGCUGCAGCAGAGGCCUUGAGGAAUGCCGGACCUCAGCCGAGACAGUUCUCUCACUGUGCUAGUCAGUGAUUUAUUAGAAUGGCUUACAGGCUGUGCUAUGGCUAGUCCAACAAUGGCUACCUACCAAUGGAAGGUCCAAGGAUCUAGAAGCUGCUCAGUCUGUGAGGCUGGAUGUCUCAGCUGGUCUUCAGUAUACACUGGAAUCCUGAGGAAGCCAGCUCUAAUGCCAGUGAAGGAAUGGACUUGCCAUCAAAAGUGAGGGCAAGAGCAGGUCAAGAGAGAGAAUGCUUCCUUCUUACAUGUCCUUUAUAGAGGCUUACAGCUGGAGUUUUUGUGUGUCCCACCCAGUCCGCAGCCGCUUAGACCCAAGUAAACACACAGAGGCUUAUAUUAAUUAAAACUGCUUGGCCAUUAGCUCAGGCUAACUACUGACUAGCUCUUACACUUAAACUCAGCCCAUUUCUGUUAAUCUAUAUGUCGCCAUAUGUUCUGUGGCUUUACCUGUGUGCCAUUACAUGUUGCUUCCUGGACGGCAGGUUGACAUCUCCUGAUUCAGCCUUCCUCUUCCCCAAAUUCUCCUUGUCUCCUUAUCCCACCUAUACUUCCUGUCUGGCUACUGGCCAAUUAUCGUUUUAUUUAUCAACCAAUCAGAGCAACACAUAUUUUCCCAGCAUACAAAAAGACACCCCCCCCAGAGGCUGCUAGCUGAAGGUAUAUAUAGUCCAGAUUAAAGGUGGAUCUUCCCACCUCAAAGAAAUGGAUUAGAAAUGGGUCUUCUGGGCUGGAGAGAUGGCUCAGUGGUUAAGAGCACUGGCUGUUCUUCCAGAGGUCCUCAGUUCAAUUCCCAGCAACCACAUGGUGGCUCACAACCAUCUGUAAUGAGAUCUGGCGCCCUCUCCUGGCAUGCAGGCAGAACACUAUAUACCAAAUAAAUAAAUAAAUAAAUAAGUAAGUAAGUAAGUAAGUAAGUAAAUAAGUAAAUCUUUUAAAAAAAAAGAAAGAAAUGGGUCUUCCCACUUCAGAAGGUUUAAUUUAAAAAAAUCCCUCACAGGUGUACCUGGCCAUUUGGGUUUUAGUUAAUUCUAAAUGUAAUCAAGUUGAUAAGCAAGAGUAGCUAUCACACUCCCCUAACAGUGCAGAGAUACGCAAGUGGCUGGGCUACCUAAUGUCAUUAGGCAUCCUGCUUGUCACCUUUCAAAUUUAGACCUAAGGGAGACUGUCAACUUAAUUUCCAUUUGGGUGACCAAACUUGAUGCAACAUAUCAUGCCUUAUGUGUGUGUGUGUGUAGACAUGGUCUCACUGUGACCUAGGCUAGGAAGGAUUUUCUGAUAUUAAAGAGAACAGACAUAAGUAGACAGUAAGCAGCCUUGAACAGACCUCUGUGUUUGCUUUGUUUUUCUUGUACUGCAUGUGAGAUUUCUCUGUACAUUUGGGAUGUUACAGAUUACAGCUCUAGACUUCUAUUAUUGUAUUCCAGUGGCACUCCAGUUUUAGCCUGGCAGGUCCCAAAGAAAAUGCUCAGUGCUUUACACUGUGAGACCUGUGCCCUUUUGGAUCAGUGACUGUAGCCAAUGGUGUUUGGUCCUGUGAUUGACCCUAAUGUGAGAAUGGGGUCUAUUGCCAAAUCAAGGUACUGAGAGGACAAAAACAGUCCCUACCGUAACCAGUAGCUACUUUUUAAUUGUGUGCUGGUAGUAUUUGAGAGUAUGCUAACUGUCAAGAGUGUGUAUCCUAGGAAAGGCCAGCUGGACUCUGUCUCCACGGUGACUCUCACCCCAGGGACAGCCUGACACUAGGCAAUUAUAAUUCCAGAGAAGAAAAAUUCUUUGUUCUUGGAAUAUUAGAAGAGAAGGUAGACAGGAAAGACCUUUCCAGCUACAGAGAGGAGAGAAAGGAGUUGGGUUUCUGCUGCUGAGAAAGUCAGGCCUUAGUUGGACUUCAGGCUGGAUUCUAAGACCAAAGUGUCACAAGGACCUGCCUCUCUCCAGACCCUCUGUCUGUUUUCCUUUGGGAUGGUUCUUUUGUUGGUCUGUUUGUCUUUCUUGAGACAGAGUCUCUGUGUAGCCCUGGCUACCAUGGAACUCACUAUAGACCAGAUAGACCAGGCUGGCAUCAGCUCCCAGAGAUCUGCCUGCCUCUGCCUCCUGAGUCUUGGGAUUAAAAGUGUGUGCCACCAUGCCUGACUUAUUUUCAGAUAUCAUAGUGUGACACACACACAUACACACCACCCACACAGCUUUGGUAGAAAGAGCUUCUCUUUGCCGAAAACCCCCUGGGUUUGGUUCUCAUUGGUCCAGACCAGAGAGGUAUCCAGGCUCAAGUCGUCAUUGUAGCUCAGAAGCUGAGAUACAGGCACACACAUGGAUUGAGAGUUAAUGACUAGUGGUUGUAGGAAAUGACUGAAACUACCACAGAGGGGAUAAAAGUGUCUGGACAGGAAAAAUCAUCAGGCAUCUAGUGCAGGCCUCUUCUUUCCCCAGAGCUCUUCACUUUCCCCAGCCUACUCCCCGUACACACUUAACCACUCUCUCAUUACUCCUGAAGGGGGAUCUGGGCCCAGACUAGGGGCAAAGGGAAAUAUGCAUAGCUCGAGUGGCUGUGGUCAACAAAGAGCCAUUUCAUAGAUGCCUCUGUCUGGAACUGCUUCCUUCUGUCCCCAGCCAGCCAUCUAGGUUGUCUAGUUACGUGCCUCCAGUUCUUGAGGAACUAGGAGUAAGCUCCUGGGUUACCCAGCAUUUAUAUAGUAGAUGCUUGCCUGAAUAUGAGCCAUACUCUUCCCAUCCCUACUCCUGCCCACGUAACUUUCACAUUGCAAGGAUCCAGGGACUGGGAACAAGGUUGAAUGAUUGACCUGUAAGGUCCUGUCGACCCAUUCUGUUUUACAUGGUUAUCCAGAGCCUUUGUGGUUGGUUGGGAUGGGUAGUGGCUUCUGAAUGAGUCACUUAUACAUCAACCAAUUCUCUUAGGACCCAAGGCUAUGGUUCCUUUCCUAGUCAUUGAUACAUCUAUACUAUGGUAGGUUUGAAAUUAAUCAGACAACAAUUUGUUCUACUUAACACAUCCUUAGAGUAUUAGCCAUAAUGAAGAAGUCUUGGCAAUUAGGGAAGUCUUUCUUGGCAUACCACCAUGGCCUGUAAGAGCCCAGAGGGUGUUCUCCAGCCUUGUUCUAGCUGGCAUCAGCUGCCCUUCUGGACAAACUGGCUUCUAUAGGUCAGCCAGUAGCUUUUAUGAAGCUAUAAGGCUGUUAAAAUAGUACUGGCAGUGUUGAGACAUGGCUAAGAGUCUAGCUGUUUAUAACUGGUCUCAGCCAAAUGCCCUGUCACCUUGGACAAGUUGUCCUAAGUCCAGGCUCACUGAGACACAGAAGCCUAGCAACAGCAUCGCGCUUCUUAUAGCUUGUGUGCUUGUUGCACAUUAGCAUAGGAAGGUGGGACCCUGACCACAAACGCUAUGUAGCAGAAGACAGCACCAGCCACCCGCCUAUUCACUUAAAUACUUACUGAGCCCACACAGAGAACCAGGCCCUGCACUGGAGAUUAACAUGCAGCCAGUCUGUUCCUAGGGACCUUACAGCUUAGUCGGGAAAAAGCCGUGAAACAAACUAGAGUUCUCUGGUAGAGGUCUUAUUUUGGCAGUAGUCAUGGUGACAGGUGGGUGCUGGGGGUGAGCAUGUCAGCUCCCACUCUUCUUCAGUCUGUUAUCUGACCUCUUGGAAUCUCAAAUCUCCCAUCUAUAUAGCAAGAAGAUGGGUAGGCUGGUUUUGAGGAUUUUAGUUCCUUCACACAUGGAAAACACUGGUUUUCAGUACCGCAUAAACAGCAGCUAUGACUAUCUUUAGAAAGUGAAAGACCCCGAGUAGAACCUCUGUAGUGCACAGCAUUCUGACACAUUUUAGAUUUAAAAUAAGAUUAAGCAAAUCUUACCUUUAUAAUCAGACUACCACAAAAAAAAAAAAAAAAAAAAGAGAUGGAGGGGGUGGAAAUCAUUCUUAUUCUGCAUGGAAUGCCAGGCACUCAGCAGAAAACAUUUAAUCCUUUCAACUGCCAAUUAAGUAGGGAUUUUCACAACCCGUUUUACAGAGGAGGAAGCUAAUUAUCAGAGAAGUUGAGUAAAUUUGCCCAGUGCCACACACCAGAAAACUGGCUGAACAGAAUGAAGGCCAGCUGUUAUCUGGAUGCAAAGUCCAUCUUGUAUGCAGUUCUUUCCAUGUCCGGGGUGGCAAAAGCAGUUGGCUUAGUGCCAAGCAACUUACCGGUGUGUUCAGAGUUUCCACAGAAGCGGACAGGCAAUUGGGCAAGGUGGGUGUCUGGGAAAAGCUGCCAGAGUUGACUUUUUUUUUCUCUAAAGAAAGCCACAUUCCUGCACUGUGUGGCCAUUCCUUUUACAUGUUGUAAAUCUUUUUUUUUUUUUCCCCCCCUAAUGAAGGCCAAACAGAAUACCGCUGCUGGUCAGAUUUGGCUCUGGUGACUGGCUAGCACUUUUUCAACCAGCCAUCUCUCUAUCUCUCUCUCUGACUGUUCUCUAUUUAUGUGGCUCUGGGCGAUGCAACUCAGAACAAGCCAGGAAAAUUUCUUGCAUUGCGGGUCGGGAUAUCUGGUGCUUCUUACAUUUCACCGUGCAUAGGAAUCACCUGAAGGUCUUGUUUGACCUGCAGGUCGGGCCUGGGAAUUUUCUUUCCCUUGGGGGUAGGGGGUUGGUCUCAGGUAGCUGAGGUUGGCCUAACUCGUAAUCUUGAAGUCUUGCCCCUCCUAAGGAGUUCCCGGGUGUUGCAGAUACUGCUGGCCCGAGUUUUUCUGGAGAAAGCUUGAGCUACAUACAACUCGCUGGGGCAGCGAUUGUCACAGAGAGGGCGGGUCGGCUGCGCUCUGAAGGUGUAUCUGCUUGCCAGGCGUUCUGGGUUUGUUCAAGUUUGGGUUUAUUUGGUCUAGCCGGCGGGAGGGCAGUCGAGGGCGAAGGUAGUGCAAGGCCAAGCUACCUUUAGGGUCCUAACAGGAGAACCCCCUGGAGGAGACGCAGGUGAACCACAUGAGCACUCUCCGGCCGAGGGGCAGAAAGUAGGACCGAAUCCUGUCCCCACUGGGGAUUUCCGCGUAUCCCAUUCGUUCCUGUUUUCCCAGGCUAUCCCACGUGCAUUCCAUCCUCAAGUCCCUGCCCCUCAAGUUUCUCGCUUGCAAGAUCGGAGGUUUAAAAGCGGCUGCGCCGUAGAGCACUCCCAUGGUGCCGCGCGCUGGGCGGGUUUGUAUUUUAAAUCCCCGCGGCCAAUCAGCAACGCGCAGGCCCUUGUAACGUUCCCAGCGCUGCGUUUGAAUUUGGGGAGGAGCUGAGCAGGGCAAGAUCCUCUGCACCGGCCGGGCCAGGUCCGCGGAGCAAAUUUAGGAGUAUGAGUGCAGCGGCCAAAGCUGGAAAGCUGGCUCGAGCACCAGCCGACCUCGGGAAAGCCGGGGUCCCGGGAGAUGCAGCUCCCGGUGCCCCAGUGACCGCCCCGCUGUCGAAAGAGAUUCCGGAGGUCUUAGUGGACCCGCGCAGCCGGCGCCAGUAUGUACGGGGCCGCUUUCUGGGUAAAGGAGGCUUUGCCAAGUGCUUCGAGAUCUCAGACGCAGACACAAAGGAGGUGUUCGCUGGCAAGAUCGUGCCCAAGUCUUUGCUGCUUAAGCCCCACCAGAAGGAGAAGAUGUCUAUGGAGAUCUCCAUUCACCGCAGCCUCGCACACCAACAUGUCGUAGGCUUCCAUGGCUUUUUCGAGGACAGCGACUUUGUGUUUGUGGUUUUGGAGCUCUGUCGCAGGAGGUCCCUCCUGGAGCUGCACAAGAGGAGGAAAGCACUGACCGAGCCUGAGGCUCGCUACUACCUGCGGCAGAUCGUCCUGGGCUGCCAGUACCUGCACCUAAAUCAGGUCAUUCACAGGGACCUCAAGCUGGGCAACCUCUUCCUGAACGAGGAUCUGGAGGUGAAAAUAGGGGAUUUUGGGCUGGCAACCAAAGUGGAAUAUGAAGGGGAACGAAAGAAGACCUUAUGUGGCACUCCUAACUACAUAGCUCCCGAGGUGCUGAGCAAGAAGGGACACAGUUUUGAGGUGGAUGUGUGGUCCAUCGGGUGCAUCAUGUAUACCUUGCUAGUGGGCAAGCCACCUUUUGAGACCUCGUGCCUAAAAGAGACCUACCUCCGCAUCAAGAAAAACGAAUACAGUAUUCCCAAGCACAUCAAUCCUGUGGCUGCCUCCCUCAUCCAGAAGAUGCUCCAGACAGACCCCACUGCCCGCCCCACCAUUCACGAGUUGCUUGAUGACGAGUUCUUCACUUCUGGCUAUAUCCCUGCCCGUCUCCCCAUCACCUGCCUCACCAUCCCACCAAGGUUUUCAAUAGCUCCCAGCAGCCUGGACCCCAACAGCAGGAAGCCUCUCACAGUUCUCAAUAAAGGUGUGGAGAACCCCUUGGCGGACCGUCCCCGGGAAAAGGAGGAACCAGUGGUUCGGGAGACAAACGAGGCCAUCGAGUGCCAUCUUAGUGACAUGCUGCAGCAGCUGACCAGCGUCAAUGCCUCCAAGCCCUCAGAGCGAGGGCUGGUGCGGCAAGAGGAGGCUGAGGAUCCUGCGUGCAUCCCCAUCUUCUGGGUCAGCAAAUGGGUGGACUAUUCGGACAAGUAUGGACUUGGGUAUCAGCUUUGUGACAACAGUGUGGGGGUGCUCUUUAAUGACUCAACACGCCUCAUCCUCUACAAUGACGGUGACAGCCUCCAGUACAUAGAGCGGGAUGGCACGGAGUCCUACCUCACUGUGAGCUCCCACCCUAACUCCUUGAUGAAGAAGAUCACUCUCCUCAAGUAUUUCCGCAAUUACAUGAGUGAACACCUGCUGAAGGCAGGGGCCAACAUCACACCCCGGGAAGGUGAUGAGCUGGCGCGGCUGCCCUACCUGCGAACAUGGUUCCGCACACGCAGCGCCAUCAUCCUGCACCUCAGCAAUGGCACUGUACAGAUUAACUUCUUCCAGGACCACACCAAACUUAUCCUGUGCCCGCUGAUGGCAGCGGUGACCUACAUUGACGAGAAGAGGGACUUUCGCACAUACCGCCUAAGCCUUCUGGAAGAAUAUGGCUGCUGCAAGGAACUGGCUAGCCGGCUACGCUAUGCCCGCACCAUGGUAGACAAGCUGCUGAGCUCUCGAUCUGCUUGCAACCGCCUCAAGGCCUCCUCCUAGGCCUCUGUCCUUCGGACUGGUGCCCCUUCAAUCUGCAAGCUCUGUCUCGGCCUGCACUGCCGGGCUCCUGGGGCUGCUGUUCAGUGCCCCUGGCCCUGGGGCCUGGGUGGGAGCAGUGCCCCCCUUUGAAGGGGUUGCUAUGUAAGUUAUUUUUGUACAUGUUUGGGAGUGGGUUUACAGCCUCUUCCCUUGCCUGCCCUCAGCCCAUUGUAUGGAUUGUAUGAUAUUUCUAUUGAAUUUGGGACUACCGUUUCUUAGCUUUAUAUACAUUAAAUAUAUAUACAUUC
Molecule: messenger RNA, 9304 nt
Organism: Peromyscus californicus insignis
Lineage: Eukaryota; Metazoa; Chordata; Mammalia; Rodentia; Cricetidae
Gene: Plk1
Product: polo like kinase 1
Exons: 10
Coding region: 7203-9017 (604 amino acids)
Biological process (GO): mitotic cell cycle; protein phosphorylation; regulation of cytokinesis
Cellular component (GO): nucleus; cytoplasm; spindle pole
Molecular function (GO): ATP binding; protein serine/threonine kinase activity; protein binding
Source: RefSeq, a predicted model, not a curated record